CUGUGAAGAACGGAGCGCGAAAAUGAGGAGAUCAGGUGCAUCUGCUGCGAUCAUCCGAGGUUUCUCAACAUCAUCUUUAUUCUGAUUCUCCGUUUAUAUGAAAGAAUGUUCUGUCUCGUUGUCGGACUGUUGAGAUGCGCGGGAAGCUCUCGCUGAAUGGCAAUGCCCAGAGGAGCUUCAUCAUGCCUCUUCUCAGCGUGACUUCAGACGGCGUCUCCAGCGCUUCCCCGACCCCGGGUUCAUCUCCGCUUUCUUCCCUCCCUCCGUCUCUGUCCUCGUUUCUCCCAGAGACGAACUGCUCAGCGUCUCCGUCUCCCUCGUCUCCGCCGUAUAACUUCUACGCCGUGCUGCUGGUGUUGCUGAUCUUUUGCGUGGUGUUUGGUAACGUGCUGGUGUGUGUGGCCGUGUCCCGAGAGAAAGCUCUGCAGACCACCACCAACUACCUCAUCGUGUCUCUGGCCGUGUCCGACUUGCUCUUGGCCACGCUGGUGAUGCCCUGGGGAGUCUACCUGGAGGUUGUUGGUGAAUGGAGGUUCAGUCGGAUCCACUGUGAUAUUCUGCUGACGCUGGACGUCAUGAUGUGCACCGCCAGCAUCCUCAACCUGUGCGCCAUCAGCAUCGACAGGUACACGGCCGUGGCCAUGCCGUUACUCUACAACACUCGCUACAGCUCCAGGAGACGCGUGGCUCUGAUGAUCGCCGUCGUCUGGUUCCUGUCCUUCGCCAUCUCCUGCCCGCUGCUGUUCGGACUCAACAACACAGCCAGUCAGGAAGGGAGAGACUGCAGUUUUGCCGACCCUGCUUUCGUGGUCUACUCGUCUGUGGCCUCCUUUUACGUGCCCUUCAUUGUGACCCUGCUGGUGUAUGCGCAGAUCUGCGUGGUGCUGCGCAGACGAGGCAGACGCACCGCUCCUUCACGCAGACACGGCCUCCAUCCUGAGCCCAGAGACGCACAGAGAUCCCGCAAGAAUAAAUGCACUCAUCCUGAAGAUGUGAAGUUGUGCACUUUAAUAGUGAAGCCUCCUCCAGCUGCUCCACAGCGCAAGAAAGUGACUCUGGUGAAGGAGGCUGUGGUUCACUCUCUGGACGUGGAGCCCGUGUGUUUUCUGAGUCCAGGCAGAGAUCAGCAGCAGCAGGCGUCUGGACGGCCGAAAAUCUCUCUGUCAGUGUCAGUGGCUCCCAGUCCAGCGCUCUCGGGCCCCGGCCCUCGCAGGGCCACGGCGCAGGAGAACACACACACACGCCACGGAUGGAGCGACAGAAACACAGAGCGAGAGAAAGGAGCGGCGGCGAAGGAGAGAGCGAGAGGAAGACUGUCGCAGCAGAAAGAGAGGAAGGCCACGCAGAUGCUGGCGAUCGUUUUAGGCGUCUUCAUCAUCUGCUGGCUUCCCUUCUUCCUCACGCACGUCUUGAAGGCUCACUGCGGCAGCUGCUGCAUCUCCCCGUCGCUCUACAGCGCCGUCACCUGGCUGGGUUACCUCAACAGCGCCGUCAACCCCGUCAUCUACACCACCUUCAACAUCGAGUUCCGCAAGGCCUUCAUCAAAAUCCUGCACUGCUGACGACACGGCUUUGUCUGUGUUACAGGACUGUGACGGUAACGUGUUCUUAAAGGAGUAGCGCGUCCAGAAAUCAACAGCCGCCCUCGUCUUCAAACCUGUGUUUCUUUAUGCACUUUGGUUUCAAGCGAUCAUAAAUUUAAAGACUUUCCUAGAUUUUUUACAAACAGAAGCUGGGUUGAAUAUGAGCUUGUCUUCACCAAACAAUUCUGACUUUAAUUGUCACAAUAUAUCACUGGUUUAUAUCUCGUAAUUCUGCUUUUGUCUUAUUUUUUUUAUCACGUAUCUUGCAGUUCUGUCUUGUCUUGCAAUUCUGAGAUUGUCUCGCAGUUUCAUUUUUUAUUAUGAGACAGUUGCGGUAUAAUUUUAGUUCUUUCGGGAGUUUGUAUAAAUCACCGUUCGUCUCAGAAGCUCAAACGUUCUCCCAAACGUCUCAGAAGACGACACGAGGGCGACUAAAUGAUGGGCGGGAGUAUGAUUUAUGAAUGAGCUAUGCCUUUAAAUGAUGUUUUUAUCCCCAGAGCAGGUCGGUCAUCUCCCCGUCGUAAAAGUUAGAGUUCACCGUGAAGCUCUCGUCGGAGGAUUUCAGAUGAUGCUGAGAUAAUCAGUUUGACUUUAAGCUCCGGCAAAUUGAAUCAUCUUUGAAUAUUUAAACACGCUUUGGACUGAAUAAUUCAGUGGGAUCUCUAGUGCUGAUGUAAGAUAUACCGAUGCUCUCCGAACGCGGAGGAAAUGAAGAUCAAACGCAUCUUGCUUCUGUAAGAAAGCGCGGCCUGUAGCGUGACGUCGUGAAGAAGCCCGUGCUGUAAAUAACGUGAUGUAACUGUACAGUGUUGAGUUGACUGAGAUACAACAGGACUCGAUAACGAUUAAAUAUUUAAAAACCUUCCAGUUAUAGACGUGUUGUCUUUUAAAGGGCUCAUUUAUUAAGGGAUUAAGUGUAGGUUCAUUUUGGGGGAAAAUAAAGAUCUUAGACGGCACCUUACC
This is a messenger RNA of Puntigrus tetrazona (Sumatra barb), 2546 nucleotides long. It is a transcript of the gene drd2l, whose product is annotated as dopamine receptor D2 like. Gene Ontology annotation, biological process: adenylate cyclase-activating adrenergic receptor signaling pathway. The transcript has 8 exons. The coding region runs from base 135 to 1562 and encodes 475 amino acids. Gene Ontology annotation, cellular component: glutamatergic synapse; presynaptic membrane. NCBI's taxonomy places the organism in Eukaryota, Metazoa, Chordata, Actinopteri, Cypriniformes, Cyprinidae. The record is from RefSeq and is a predicted model, not a curated record. Gene Ontology annotation, molecular function: dopamine neurotransmitter receptor activity, coupled via Gi/Go; G protein-coupled receptor activity.